AAGCUGUUGAGGAAAAAGAGAACCCAGAGGAACUAUCAGUCACGGCUUAUGACUGUAAAACUGCAGGUGAAGCGCCCGGUAAUCAAAAGACAAAGCCUAAUGUCGGACCCAUCCUUUCCCUCUGGAGCUAAAGUCCGGUCUCUGUGGGAACCGGCUGAUAGCAGGUAGACUUUGCCCUUAAGGGGAACCACUGCUACCUGGCCUUCACAGCGGAGUUUUGUGCUUAUACCGAUGAAAAGAUUGGGUUACGUUCAGUGAAAUGGACCAGACGAAUGGCAGCGCUGCUGAAGGAGCCGAACUUCACCCUCCCCCUUACAGCCCUCCGUACUAUGAACAAAAUUCCUACACCGGGGUGGCUUACCAGGUUGGGAAAGGGAACAUCGCCGUCAUUUCUCCUCCCGGCUCCUACAACGACCCGGCCCAUCCUGAGGACCCGCCUGCGUUUGGAGGCCACCAGCACUCCAAUCAAGCUCCACCUGUCUAUACCUACAACGCCGAGGAGACCGACUUCAGUGUCGCCACGAUACGACGAGGUUUUGUGCGAAAAGUCUACCUGACCUUGAUGGUUCAGCUGCUGUUUACCGUUGGGAUCAUCUGCGCCUUUCUUUACUGGAACACUCUGAAGACUUGGGUUCGUGAAAACUACUGGUUUUCCUACUCUAUGAUGUCAGUGGUGGUGGUACUCAUCGUGGUUUUGUCCUGCUGCGAUAACAUCCGUCGCCAAGUGCCCCUCAAUUUUAUGGCUCUGGGCUUGUUUACCGUCGCGGAGGGCCUGAUGCUUGGAUCUGUGGCAGUGUACUUUGAUGCCGAAGCGGUUCUGUGGGCCGUGGGUGCGACGGCUCUUGUUUCCUUUGGCAUGAGUCUGUUUGCUAUGCAGUCAAAGUGGGACUUCACCGCUGGAGCCGGGUGCAUGUGGGCGUUGGCAUGGUCCUUAUUUACUUUCCUUCUGAUGUGUGCCAUCAUCCGAUCACAGUAUCUCUACAUCUUCUACGCCUACCUGGGAACUGUGCUGUUUUCCCUAUACUUGGUGCUUGAUACUCAGCUAAUUCUCGGGGGGAAACACAGGAAGUAUGAAAUUUCUCCUGAGGAGUACGUGUUUGCUGCUCUCAACCUCUAUUUGGACAUUGUUACCUUGUUCCUCCUCCUGCUGCAAAUCAUUAACUUCUGCCGUUGAACCUGGUCAAUGGCGGAUUUUAUGGUUUUCUACUCAUAAAAUCAUGUUCUAUACCUUGUAUUAUUCUUUAUAUAUGUACAUGAAAAGUAUCGACUCUCCAGACCUGUCAUAUUUGAAUACAAACUUCCAUAAUCUAAAAAUAAUCUUUUUUUCAUGCAUUAUGAUGUUUAAAUAUCUUCAAUAUCCAACAAGACUCAGUAACUUGUUAACAACUUGAUUUGUCAAAUAAAAA
This is a messenger RNA of Fundulus heteroclitus (mummichog), 1406 nucleotides long. RefSeq names its product LFG_like domain-containing protein. Bases 260 to 1174 code for a protein of 304 amino acids. The record is from RefSeq and is a predicted model, not a curated record. Gene Ontology annotation, cellular component: membrane. NCBI's taxonomy places the organism in Eukaryota, Metazoa, Chordata, Actinopteri, Cyprinodontiformes, Fundulidae. The transcript has 12 exons.